GUUGUGUUACCUUUAGUCUGAAGUUUAUGGAUUUCUAUAAAAAUCGAGUGUACUUACACUAAAAAUCCCCGACAAUGAGGAAUCUACGUUGUUUCACAUGAAAGAAAAAGGAAGUUUUGAGUUGAGAUUUCAAAGUGCGAAGUCAUAAAACACCAGACUGCUGUGAACGUGCUUGAUGCCGGUGCUGAGCUUCAUGUGGGCUCUGUGUGUGAACAUGAUGACAGUCAACAUGUUUCUGAGUCUCUUCUUCCUCUCAGGUGCUGCGGAUGCUUGUCGUUACCGUUCAGAACUGGAUGUUAAAACACCACAGAAGAUGGAGGCUCUGAGUGGAUCCUGUUUAAAAAUCCCAUGUAGCUUUGACAAUCCAAAGAGGUUUGACGGCACAAGAGAAACUUCUGCAAUGUGGAUCCGAGAUAGUCCUUCAAGACCUCGCAACAUAGUUUACGACAGUGGAAGGACAAAAAACAAAUAUCCAAUGAAUAUUACAGGCAACCUGCGUGAGAAAAAUUGCACCACUGAGUUUUUUAAUUUAACCACAGAUUACACACACUCAUACUACUUCAGGCUCAUCAAUUUGCCUUUUAAAGCAACAGCUCCUUGUAAUCCUCUUGAGAUCACAGUUAAAGAUUCUCCUCCAAGGCCAACAUUACAAGUCUCAGGUGAUCUGAAUGACCUGAAGGAGAAGGAGUCUGUCACUAUAACCUGCUCAGCUCCCACUCCCUGUCCACACCUCCCUCCUCGACUCACCUGGAGCCUCCAACAAGACGCUCACAGCCAAACAGAGGAAAACACUGAUGGAACUUUAACCACUAAGAUCCAGCAGAACAUCACUCUGUCAGACCAACAUGAUGGAUUCAACCUCAGCUGCUCUGCUGUGUAUCCUGUUGAUGGAGGAAAACAUGUGAAAACAGCUGUGGCAGAGCUCUCUCUCAAUGUUUCUUAUGCUCCUAAAAACACGUCAGCCUCCAUCAGUCCAUCAGGUUUGGUGUCUGCAGGGAGCUGGGUGAACCUGAGCUGCUCCAGCAGAGCCAGACCUGCUGUCAGCUACACCUGGUUCAAGAUCAGUGAUCAUGGAGCAGUCAGAGUGUCUGAAGGAGACUUUUACAGCUUUAAUGUGACGGAAGGAGGAGUUUAUUACUGUGUGGCUGCAAAUCAUCUGGGAAAUCAGACUUCAGAACAGAUUCUUCUGAUUGUUGCAGAUCUUUCUCUGCAUCUGAACACCAUGAUUGGAGUAGUUAUUGGGAUCAUUGUGUUCAUCUGCCUGCUGCUCGGUAUUUACAUCUUCAUGUGUUGGAUUAGAAAAAAGAACACAAAUUCAACUGUGCAAGUGGGUCAGAGUCAGACAGGUGAAGAGCUGGCUGCUGAAGAGCCUGCAGAAAAACCUCAGGAAGAGGGAGAAAACAUCCACUAUGGAGAGAUUGACUUCUCCAAGCAGAAACCUGAACCGUUCUCCAAGUCUGAGAUCAGAAGCAAGCAGGAGGACACUGUGUACGCAGAGGUCAGAGGCUCUCAGCCGGGAAACAGCUCCACACACACUGCUGACCACCCCGAGGAUCUCAACGCUCUUUACGCUGAAAUGAAGGAGAAAUCAGAAUAUUCUGUUGGAUUUACUGAAGUGUGAAGUCAUGAAGAACUUUACUUCUGUACUUAAGUAGAUUGCAGUACUUCAUUUGAACUAUUAUUUUUUCCAUCUUUCCUGCUUUCAAACACAAAUAUCUGUACUUUCUGCUCCUCACAUUGAAAAUGAAAUUGGCUUGUGAUUUCUUUAAACUGAUGCCAAAUCAACAUGGAGUAAUUUGAAUUAACAACACUUAAGUGAGCUAUGGAGAGAAGGCAUCAACAGGGUUGAUCGGUUUGAGAGACAAAAUCAAACGAACACUUUAAAAAAAAAGCCCAAAGCCAUCCUCCAACCACACACUCUGCCUGCUAUUUAAUCUCUUCUUCUUUUUGUCAUUGUUUUUGUGUAUUCCCUCUUAUACUUUGCCAACCGAACAGAAGUCAGAGCUUCUUGUAUGUUACUCAUAGACAGUAUAAAAGAUGAACCUGGCACCUGGCUCCAAAAAUUAAGCCUGCCCAAAGUGUCAAAAACUUUUCAAUUUAAAUGGGACACCAAUAAAACAGGGUCAGCUGCUUUUCUUCUGAGAGUGCGAGGCCGGUAACGGUUCCUAUAGUGCAGAACCCAGUCAAACACAGAAACUCAACUGCAACUGUGGAUAGUGCAGUACACACACACACACACACACACACACACACACACACACAUCAAACAUUUUACUACUUCCUCGUUCAGUUGAGGGUGCACACUUGGCACCCCUACUCCUAGACAUCGGCUCUCAUACAUUUAAAUAUGCACAUGCACUCUGAUAUAUUCAUUUUUCAACCUGGUUAAUAUUUAAAAAUUUGUAUUUGAUAUGGAAUUCCUCAUUCAUACUGUUCCAUGGUUUGCUAAAUACACAGAUUUUUUUUUCAGUUGUCAUUUUUCUACAAACUUAUUUUGACAGUGGGAUUCUUGUUUCUCAAGAAGUGUGAAGACAAGGGAAAAGAACAUUUUCUUGGGAAUGUGAAGAUCUGCUGUUUGUUGUAUAAAUAAAGUUCAAUUCAGUAGUC
This is a messenger RNA of Salarias fasciatus (jewelled blenny), 2607 nucleotides long. RefSeq names its product sialic acid-binding Ig-like lectin 13. NCBI's taxonomy places the organism in Eukaryota, Metazoa, Chordata, Actinopteri, Blenniiformes, Blenniidae. The transcript has 8 exons. The record is from RefSeq and is a predicted model, not a curated record. The coding region runs from base 176 to 1621 and encodes 481 amino acids.